GAAGAUGGCCAUCUGCAAACCAGGAAGCAGGCCAUCAUGAGACACCAGAUCUAACAGCACCUUGAUCUUGGACUUCUCAGCCUCCAAAACUAUAGCCACAAUGGCUGAAAAUGGUGAUAAUGAAAAGAUGGCUGCCCUGGAGGCCAAAAUCUGUCAUCAAAUUGAGGUCAUUAUUUGUUAUUUGUACAUUACUUCCCACUCUUCACAGAAAGGCUUCCCAACUGAUGCAACUCUUGAUGACAUAAAAGAAUGGUUAGAAGAUAAAGGUCAAGUACUAAAUAUUCAGAUGAGAAGAACAUUGCAUAAAGCAUUUAAGGGAUCAAUUUUUGUUGUGUUUGAUAGCAUUGAAUCUGCUAAGAAGUUUGUAGAGACCCCUGACCAGAAGUACAAAGAAACAGAUUUGCUAAUACUUUUCAAGGAUGAUUACUUUGCCAAAAAAAAUGAAGAAAGAAAACAAAACAAAGUGGAAGCUAAAUUAAGAGCUAAACAAGAGCAAGAAGCAAAACAAAAGUUAGAAGAAGAUGCCGAAAUGAAAUCUCUAGAAGAAAAGAUUGGAUGCUUGCUGAAAUUUUCAGGUGAUUUAGAUGAUCAGACCUGUAGAGAAGAUUUACACAUACUUUUCUCAAAUCAUGGUGAAAUAAAAUGGAUAGACUUCGUCAGAGGAGCAAAAGAGGGGAUAAUUCUAUUUAAAGAAAAAGCCAAGGAAGCUUUGGGUAAAGCCAAAGAUGCAAAUAAUGGUAACCUACAAUUAAGGAACAAAGAAGUGACUUGGGAAGUACUAGAAGGAGAGGUGGAAAAAGAAGCACUGAAAAAAAUAAUAGAAGACCAACAAGAAUCCCUAAACAAAUGGAAGUCAAAAGGUCGUAGAUUUAAAGGAAAAGGAAAGGGUAAUAAAGCUGCCCAGCCUGGGUCUGGUAAAGGAAAAGUACAGUUUCAGGGCAAGAAAACGAAAUUUGCUAGUGAUGAUGAACAUGAUGAAAAUGGUGCAACUGGACCUGUGAAAAGAGCAAGAGAAGAAACAGACAAAGAAGAACCUGCAUCCAAACAACAGAAAACAGAAAAUGGUGCUGGAGACCAGUAGUUUAGUAAACCAAUUUUUUAUUCAUUUUAAAUAGGUUUUAAACUACUUUUGUUUGCGGGGGCUUUUAAAAGGAAAACCGAAUUAGGUCCACUUCAAUGUCCACCUGUGAGAAAGGAAAAAUUUUUUGUUGUUGUUUAACUUGUCUUUUUGUUAUGCAAAUGAGAUUUCUUUGAAUGUAUAGUUCUGUUUGUGUUAUUUCAGAUGAUUCAAAUAUCAAAAGGAAGAUUCUUCCAUUAAAUUGCCUUUGUAAUAUGAGAAUGUAUUAGUACAAACUAAUAAAAUAUAUGCUAUAUGAAAAGAGCAAAAA
Cercocebus atys (sooty mangabey) is the source of this 1388-nucleotide messenger RNA. RefSeq names its product Sjogren syndrome antigen B (autoantigen La) (gene SSB). The transcript has 10 exons. Bases 101 to 1081 code for a protein of 326 amino acids. NCBI's taxonomy places the organism in Eukaryota, Metazoa, Chordata, Mammalia, Primates, Cercopithecidae. The record is from RefSeq and is a predicted model, not a curated record. Gene Ontology annotation, molecular function: RNA binding.